CUCAAAGCCCAUAUUCAGCUCUGCGUGUGUUGCUUUUCGUGCGAGCAGCGCAGCUCAUGGUUGCCCCCAGUCGGUAUUUGCUGGAGCAACAGCUGGAGAAGCAGCUGCGUCAGCGUACUGGCCUCUCUGGGAAGCAGGGCCUGCAUCCUGUGCCGAAGCCCUUCUACCGCCAGAGCGAGGCCCUGGAUGCCUUGCACAAGCUUACGGAGGAUGUGGACUACACUCCUUCCCAGGUGGGGCUCUUCGCGCAGGAGCUGGGCGCAGGCGGCAAACGGAGGUUCCUGGUGAACACCUUUGCGGGCUUCGCGUUGGAGAGGGCGCCCCGCUCCUGGCCGCAGGAUGACGAGCCCUUGGGGAAUUUCUACGAGGUGAUCCAGGAAGACAGACCCUGCUGGUUUUACUUUGACCUGGAGUACUCUCGAGAGACCAAUCCACAUUUGGAUGCUGAUAUUGUCAUGGCAGCCUUCCGGAAAACAUUGGCGUGUUUCUGCCGGGAGGUCCUGCAGGUGGACCUUGACGUGACCAGCGUGCUGGAGAUGGAGUCCUCCACUGAGCGGAAGUUUUCCAAGCACGUCAUCGUGAAGCGAGUGCGCCCCGCCUCUGGAGAGGUGAGAGCCCUGGCCUUUCCGAACAACGCCCAGGCGGGGCUGCUGGUGAGUAGCUUGGUCCAGUACGCGGCUCUACAUCGCGCAGAUGGCGGCGACGCGCUGUUUGUCCAGGCGCCCAAAGCGGAUGACGGCCAGGAACGAGAGGUCUGCAUCAUCGAUGAGUCUGUUUACAGCAGAAACCGCUCCUUUCGCCUUUUAUUCCAAUCCAAGUUUGGAAAGAAGCGACGCCUGGACUUAGAUGCGGGGUCAGCCAAGCUAGCCUUUGGCGUGAAGCCGCACCCUUGCUUCGCCUUACUGGAGACCAUGGCAAGUUUCGUUCCAGACGGCACUGAGCUCUUCGAGCAUGCGUUGAUUCCCAGGGGCUUUGCCCACAUGCAGGCAAAGGCAUCAAGGAGCUCGGUGAUUCGGCACAAGAAUGGCUCAGUGCAAGCAGAGUGCGAUCCAUUGCUUAAUUACUUGAUUCGCGUCUGGGAUGAUAUCCGCCGGUUGAACGACACGUCUCCCAUGCCUUUUGAGCCCACCAGUGUGCAAAGCUGCGUGGAGAUGGAUGAGCGAUUUCUGACAGUGACCUUGAACAACAAUCGAUAUUGCUUCUGCAAAGGAGCCUCUCACAAGUCCAACCACAUUUACCUGGUGGUGGAUACACAACAGGCAUCCUUCCAUCAGAAGUGCUUUGACAUUGCUUGUCGGCACUAUGCGUCGCCUCCCUUUAAGAUCCCUUGCUGGAUUAUCGACACAAGUGCCGAGGAGGAGGAGUUCUCGAAUUUGAUCAGCGCCGGUGGGGAUGGAUUCCAGGUCGCAGACGUUGCAGACGUGCCGCAAAAGCGGAUGCGAAUCUCUGAGGGCGGCGCCUGACGUUGCACGCGCGGGGAAAAUGACAAUGACCUCUGCAUGUUUGAUUCUCAUGGCACGAAGGAAUCCUCUUUCGAGGACGCCUUUCU
Messenger RNA from Effrenium voratum, 1549 nucleotides. The record is from the annotation of a GenBank genome assembly. Lineage: Eukaryota; Dinophyceae; Suessiales; Symbiodiniaceae.